This is a messenger RNA of Panicum virgatum (switchgrass), 3052 nucleotides long. Its product is annotated as probable replication factor A 73 kDa subunit. Gene Ontology annotation, molecular function: DNA binding. Gene Ontology annotation, cellular component: nucleus. Bases 857 to 2461 code for a protein of 534 amino acids. The transcript has 13 exons. Lineage: Eukaryota; Viridiplantae; Streptophyta; Magnoliopsida; Poales; Poaceae. The record is from RefSeq and is a predicted model, not a curated record. Gene Ontology annotation, biological process: DNA repair; DNA recombination; DNA replication.
UGGAUGCUGCUGUGCUGAUGCGUUCUUGCCACUCCAGCAGCGGAGCGCCCAUAUGCGGGCAUUCGGCCUGCGUUCCUUGCAGACCUGUAGCUGCAGCCAAUUCGGUGCGCCUGGCCGGUGGGAGGUGCUGCACCGUAGCGUCCUCCUUAUCCAUCUUCUUCAGCCAACAGCUGAAAAUGCAGGAUCCAUCUCACACAUUGCCGGUAGGAAAAAGGUUGGAGAUCACAUCUACAAGAGAGACGUGUGGAGGCAACCUUCCUGUGCUGUCCUCCGCUCCAAUCUGAUCGCCCUGCAUCAGCUGCGCACACCAAGUGCUCGACCAAAUGUCUGUGAGACCCAUCGUGCAUGUUGAUCUGCUUGCUUGCUUCCUCUUGACCUGCUGGCUUCCUUCCACUCUUCUUCAAAACCACUAUCGUAUGCUGCUCCGGGAGACAUUGCCUAAGUAAUUGGCCAAUCUCAAUUCUACAAAUCAAAGGGCUUCCAAACUGGGCACUCAAAAUGCAUAUGAAUAAUUAAAUUCACAUUACAAAAAUAUUAGUUCCAUAUGAGAAUGCUAUUCUUGCUUAGUACUAACUGUUAGAUAAAUUCCAAGCAAUUGUGUAAAUAAUAUGUACCUACUAUGCUCAUUUGUGCUCAUAUAAACAUAUUUAAGUAUACUGUACAAAAUUCCUUUGCACCACCUUCUGCUAACUUUCCAUACUAAACCAGUUUAACUUGUCUGUUUUGCUUGUAGCAGACAACAUUUACAUCAAACAAAAAAGGCGAAAAAAGGAGACACUAGACCAAGCAGACAACAUUUACAUCAAAACAAAAAGGUGGAAAAAGGGGACACUAGACCAAGAGUAGCUCGUUGACAAUGAUACCAAUACAGGGAGAGCUAACUACAAUAUCUGAUCUGCGUCUAUCAACAACCAAUGUUGUUUUACAUGUAAGAGUUUCAAGGAUGUGGGAAUUCAGAGAAGGAGGAAAUGAGAAAGGAAAUAUAAAACACCUUGACUUGGUUCUCAUUGACCUCAAGGGUGAUGCAAUCUAUGCUGAAAUACCACCAGAUGUCAUACCAAUUUUGAAGCCUCAACUAAGAGAAAAACUAAUCAUAUUCGUUGGCAAAUUUAUAGUUGAAAAAGCUAAACCUGGAUAUAAAGUGGUUCAAAACCCAUAUAUGCUGAGGCUUAACAGAAGGACUACUAUUGCCACAUCAAAUGCUAAUGAUUUGGAUUUUCCAAAGUACACAUUCUCAUUAACUCCAAUCGAAAUAUUGCCACAAUUUGUUAAAAACAAAGAACGUUUCCUAGAUGUGCUUGGAAAAAUCACCGCUGUAUCAAAUCCUGCAGUAGUGCGCAACACUGCAGGGGACCUCAUGAUGAGAAGAAUAAUAAAACUCCAGAACCUAAGCGGAAAUACAAUGGAUUUAUCUCUAUCUGGCAUGCGGGCUUUAGAGUUCGAUGGUGACGCUGUCCUUAAAAUUGGACAAAAGAAUCACAUAAUUGCUAUCUUUGUUGGCACCUUAAUGAAACAGUAUAAAGAUGGAACACAAUUUCUAAGCGGAACAUCAGCUUGUCGCUGGUACAUCAACGAGAAUGAUAUACCUGCUAUAAAAGCAUUUCAAAGAAGCUUACCAGUAGACGCAACACCUGUUGAAAAAAUUGAUUUACCAAAUGAAGAUCAGACUCAUGUAGCUUUUGAAGAAAGAAAUCUGUUACAACUGAACGACAUAGAUCCUUUUACUCAAAAGGAUGAACGAUAUCAGUGCACUGUAACAAUCAUACGAAUACCAGAGAAACAACAUUGGUGCUAUCGUGCUUGUCGUGUAUGCUCAUCAAAAAUGAUAUCAGCACCUGAUGGGUUCCAGUGUACAAAGGAUGGAGGCUGCCCUUCAAAACAAUUUGAAUGGAAGUACAAAAUACCAUUUAUAGUUGCAGAUGGCACAUAUACUCUUGAGUUCAUGAUGUUCGAAAGAAGAGCUACCGAACUUAUUGGUAAAAGUGCUGAAACAUUAAGGAAAUACAAUGACCCAGAUAUAAUUCCAAACGAAAUUUCACAAUGGAUUGGGCACAAGUUCACAUUUGUUGUAAGGAUUUUAUAUAAAAAGAGUAUGAGGACUGAACAUCCAUCAUUUGAGGUUCUGUUGAUAAAAGAUCGCCAUGGAAAGCAAGCAGUACUCCCAUUGUUAAACACUCAAUCAUCAGCACAAGAAAUAGGAACAUCAUCAGAUUUACUUCCAACCAAGGAUCUACCUGAACUAAUGACUAUAUCUUCGAAAACACCAACAGAUCAGGAACUUGCAAUGCUAACUCAAUCCUUUGGAGAAUUUGAUGAUAUGGACAUUGAUAAGUCGCCAAGAGAUUGGGAUGAUACACCAUCUGCAGCUAAAAGAAGGCCUUAUGAUGAUAUUGAGGAUGAUGACAACAAACAGGUGUUUAAGAAAGGCAAGAAAUCUCAUAUGCAGCCAUCAACCAAGUAACAAGUUACAACAGAUAUUGGCCAUGUGACAACUAUUUUGGUGCUUUCUUCAGAGCUGCCUUUUGUGGCUUCCUGUGUGACAGCCAAACAAAACUUAUGCCCACAAUACUUUUGCAGUGGCUCUCAUUUUGGUGUAUAUAAUAAUGCCACUCUUCCAAGUAACUUGUUUCAACAACGCCUUUGGCCAUGUGACAACUAUUUUGGUGCUCUCUUCAGACCUGCCUUUUGUGGCUUCCUGUGUGACAGCCAAACAAACUUAUACCCACAAUACUUUUGCAGUGGCUCUCAUUUUGGUGUAUAUAAUGCCACUCUUCCAAGUAACAAGUUACAACAGAUAUUCGCUAUGUGACAGCGCUGCCUUUUGUGGCUUCUGGUGUGACAGCCAAACACAACUCAUAUCCACGUCAAUUCUGUAGUGCCUCUCAUUGUGGUAUAUAUAAUGCCACUCUGCUUAGUGUCCCUUCAAAGUGGGGUUCUGUGAUACUUGCAACACUAAAUGUACCUCUUAUGAAAUAUAUCUAUAUGUAAUAUAUAAAACCAUGAACUAUUAUGAACACUGGUAUAUAUAAGUUUGGGUUCUACUUUCUUGUCA